Molecule: messenger RNA, 612 nt
Organism: Procambarus clarkii (red swamp crayfish)
Lineage: Eukaryota; Metazoa; Arthropoda; Malacostraca; Decapoda; Cambaridae
Source: RefSeq, a predicted model, not a curated record
AUGACAGCGCAGAUGUUCACCAUCGCUCUGCUUCUCUCACUCUCAGCCAUCGCUGCUGCAGGAACUAUCAAGCACUGUAAAUGUCCGGCCACGUCUGUGCAAGUUGACGUCGACCAGCUAGACGUCGACCAGCGUGACGUCGACCAGCGUGACGUCGACCAGCUAGACGUCGACCAGCGUGACGUCGACCAGCGUGACGUCGACCAGCGUGACGUCGACCAGCUAGACGUCGACCAGCGUGACGUCGACCAGCGUGACGUCGACCAGCUAGACGUCGACCAGCUAGACGUCGACCAGCUAGACGUCGACCAGCUAGACGUCGACCAGCGUGACGUCGACCAGCUAGACGUCGACCAGCUAGACGUCGACCAGCGUGACGUCGACCAGCGUGACGUCGACCAGCGUGACGUCGACCAGCGUGACGUCGACCAGCUAGACGUCGACCAGCGUGACGUCGACCAGCUAGACGUCGACCAGCUAGACGUCGACCAGCGUGACGUCGACCAGCGUGACGUCGACCAGCGUGACGUCGACCAGCGUGACGUCGACCAGCGUGACGUCGACCAGCUAGACGUCGACCAGCUAGACGACAAAGGGACGUGCAAAGGCUAA